CACACCCUUAUAACCCCCUCUCUUCCAACGCCCUCCUUCCUUUAUAACUCUCCCCCCCCCCUUUACCCUCUUUGUCAACAACAGUGUUCCCAUAGGAGAUAAUAAAAAUCCUCUCAUCAUUCUGCCUCAGCCUCAUUGCAUCCCACAAACUAUAGGAUCCUCACAUUGCUAGCACCAUGAUCAAGACCUUGAAUCCUUACCCAAAUCCAGCAAAAACUGCUGAGAUCAUGUCAAGGUACCGGCCAAUAGCACCAAAGCCUGAAACCUCUCCAAACUCCAUGAGUGAGGGCCCUUCUUCCUCUUCUCUCUCCCAGAAGAUCAAGCAAUCUCCUUACCUUAGGAAUUUAUGGCCACAGCUUCAAGCCAGACCCACCAGGACCAGAAAGAGAGGUAGAGCUCCUUUGACACUACCCUCUUCCUCCCUCAAGAGACACAAGACAACACAUCAUCAUGUCCUAGGAUUUUGUCCCCCUUGUCAUCAUGUUGUUACAUCAUCAUCAUCAUCCCCAUCCAAAAACCUUUCCUUGCAGGGAUUUGCUCCUCCACACCCUCUUCCUCAUCAUCUUGGAGUGCUCAAUUGCACCAUGGAGAAAAACAACACCAAUCCAAGCUUAGUGACACUUCCACUCCUUCCAUGCUCUCCAACAUUAACAACCAAGCCUUGUGCGGGUGAAGUCAUAAACUUGAACACCAAAGUGAGUGUUCCUGAAGAGAAAGAUCUCUUGCAACAACUUCAAAAACCAGUUUCCAACAACAUUAUUAAUGUCAUAACACCUCAACCAAUUCGCCCCAUUGGUUCUUCCAUAAGCGUUGUGUGCAUUAGUGAAGACUCAACUCUGUCACCUCUUGCUCAAACACCAAAAAAACCAAACGAGGUUGAACAAGAGGUUGAGAAUGAAGCCUUGCCAACUGUCAUAUCAGACUCAAACCACAGAAUCAGGAUGGCGAAUUCUGCAUACAAGGAAAUGGUGGGCCAGCCAGUGUGUCCUUGGCUUGAAUCCAUGGGAAACCUACUUCAAUGCAGGAGGAUCAGUGGUGAGGUGACACUGAAUCUCAGUGACUCAUCAACUGUUAUUCCAACUUCAUCAAACGGUUUCUCUUGCUGGGUGAGGAUAGAGUGGCUGAGUGAACACAACAAUAAGAAGAAGAACUGUAUCAACGCAUUCUGUGAUGUGAUGAAGUUGGCUUGUGAAUCCAGGGAUUAUCUUUUCACAUGGAGGUUCCACACUCGUACUACCAGGGAAGCUUCUCAAUCAAGUUGCAACGCUUGAAAUUAAUUAAUAUAUCUUAAUCAAUGCACAUAUAGUUUUCUAGCUAGCUAGACUCUAGUACCAUGAUCGAUGAUGACUAGCUUUCUUGUCUGCUAUCGAUAUACAUAUAUGUACAUGGUUAUAUAGUAUUGCUAUUAGGGAUGAUCAAAUAUAGUUUUGCCUAUGUUUCUUUUUACUAAAAUGUCUUGAUCAGGACCUUGUUCUUCUGCUGAUAGAUAAAAAAUAUGUAUCAAGAACCAAGCUAUUUAGUAUUUAAUUACUAUAUAAACUCUUUUCCAAGUACAAA
This is a messenger RNA of Glycine soja, 1557 nucleotides long. RefSeq lists its product as uncharacterized. NCBI's taxonomy places the organism in Eukaryota, Viridiplantae, Streptophyta, Magnoliopsida, Fabales, Fabaceae. The transcript has a single exon. The record is from RefSeq and is a predicted model, not a curated record. The coding region runs from base 177 to 1271 and encodes 364 amino acids.